UUAAGAGCAUCGGGUUCGAUGUUGAAGUGUGUUGCAGCCCAAAACAUAUCUGUCUUCGGUAAACAAUAAAACAUUCAUAAUCUAGAGUGAAAUAUGGGUAGGACUAUAUCAUUAUAAUGCAAGAUUUUGGAUGAAAAGGGAGUGCCAUUUCCAUGUGUUCCAGAUCCUAAAGAAGUGAUGGUUACAGAAGAAAAACAUGGGGAACUUUAAAUCAAGACCAACAGUGUCUUGUGCUGAUGAGCUGAAAAAGAAGAUCAGUGAAAGUUAUUCCUUGUUUCGAUCAAGAGCAAUAGAGGACCUGCGUCCCAAUGAAAAGGAUUGGACAGAAAUACAACUGGCUUGUGGGAAAGGAGAUUACAACAAAGUAGUAGAUCUAAUCACAGAAGAAAACAUAAAUGAGAAGACGGAUGGAGGGCUGAAUUUAUUACACAUAGUUGGUGCUUAUGGAGGUAGUAGAUCUCUGAUCAAAUUCCUGCUGGAAAAGGGAUUGAAACCGGAUAGUCUUAGUAAGAGACAGUUUACAGCUCUCCACCUGGCAGCAUACAGGGGGGAUUCAGAAUGUGUGUUGUGUCUGCUGGAGAACCCUAGUAUUGAUGUGAAUCUGGCUGGCAACAGUGGCCUUACAGCCUUACACAUAGCAGCCAUGUGUGGAUUUCAGGAGAUUGCUGAAAUACUGUUAGACAAUGGAGCCAAAAUCAACAUACAGGAUGCUGUAAAUUUUACACCUCUGCAUAUAGCUUGCAACUUUGGCAAUGAUAAGGUGGUGAGUUUGCUGGUGUCACACGGGGCUGACGUAAAUGCCUCUGGGGGAGUGGGGGACCGUCCAUUACACCUGGCCUGCUCCCGAGGUCACUUAAACAUCACCAAACUCCUGGUAGAGGCUCCACAACAGCCCGCAGAAGUCAAUGUUAAGGAUGAUGAAGAACACUAUCCGAUCCAUUUCUGUUGUAAAUCUGGUCACCUGACCGUCCUUAGUUAUCUGUUGGAGAAACAGGCACUGCCACACGUAUGCAACAUCUACGGGGACACACCUCUACAUCUGGCCUGUUACAGUGGUAAAGUAGAGAUAGUGAAACAUUUGAUCUCUGUUACUGGGUGUGAUAGCCUGGCAAAGGAGAAUAUCUUUAGUGAGACACCCCUUCACAGUGCCUGUACAAGUGGGAGAAGUCUGGAGUUGAUCAAAUAUCUUCUGGAGCUUCCUAAUGUUAAUAUUAAUUACCAAGGAAAGGAUGGACACACAGCUUUACACAGUGCCUGUUACCAUGGUCACAUCAGGGUGGUCCAGUUUCUGCUGGAGUGUGGGGCAGACAUGAAUCUGGUGGCAUGUUCUGAAAUGAAUGGAGGGACCGACAAAAAGGAGGAGCAGACUCCACUGAUGUGGGCCUAUGAACAAGGUCAUGACACCAUUGUGACCUUGUUAAAGCACCAUAAACGGCCACAGGAUGAGUCAGCCUGUGGGGACUACUCACAGCCUGGUGGAGAAGGGUCCUAUGUGUCUGUCCCUUCCCCCCUGGGGAAACUCAAAAGCAUGACCAGAGAGAAGAUUGAUGUGUUACAGUUGCGUUCAUCUCUACCUCGGAAUUUCCAGUUACAAAUCACUGAUUUAGAUUUUCAAGAGCCAAUAGGAAGUGGCUCAUUUGGCAAAGUGUAUAAAGGAAAAUGUCUCGGAAAAACUGUGGCAAUUAAAAGAUACCGGGCCUCCUCUUUUGGGUGUAAGUCUGAUGUAGACAUGUUCUGUAGAGAAGUAGCCAUUCUGUCCAGGCUAAAUAGUCCCUAUGUCAUUAGUUUUGUGGGUGCUAGUUUGGAUGAUCCAAGUAACUUUGCAAUUGUUACCCAAUUUGUUGCCGGAGGUUCACUUUUCAGUAUUCUCCAUGAACAAAAGAGACUCAUUGAUUUGCAGUCAAAAUUGACCAUUGCGACAGAUGUAUCCAAAGGAAUGGCUUAUUUACAUAAUCUGACACAGCCAAUCAUACACAGAGAUUUAAACAGUCACAACAUUUUAUUGGACGAGAACGGACAUGCAGUAGUGGCUGACUUUGGAGAAUCAAGAUUUCUUCUCUCAGAAGAGGAUAACAUGACAAAACAGCCAGGGAACCUGCGAUGGAUGGCCCCGGAGAUAUUCACUCAGUGCACUAAGUACAGCAUCAAGGCUGAUGUGUUCAGCUUCUCUCUGUGUAUUUGGGAGUUAUUAUCUGGAGAACUUCCAUUUGCACAUCUAAAACCAGCUGCUGCUGCUGCAGAAAUGGCAUACCACACAACACGACCACCUAUUGCUGUCACCUUUCCAAAACCCAUUGUCACUUUACUACAGAGAUGCUGGAAUUCUUGUGCUGAUGACAGACCUGAAUUUAAGGAAAUUGUGCCAGUCCUAGAGGAAUGUAAACAAACCCUGGUAGCAGAUCUCCUGAACAACACAGGAAUAACUUCACUUAAAGAGGCCAGCGAGCCUGGGGAGGGAGAAACCACGCCCCCCAUAGCGGGCAAUGUGAUGGCACUACGUACACACUGGGAAAUGGAGGCUUCAAAGAAUAGCAGUGUUCCUAUUGAUGAACUGAGACGCAGACUGCAGUAUCCACAGGUGGAUAAGAAUGGCUACGUCUCGGAUCCUCUCAGCACCCUGGGAAUCUCGGUCACCAUAGAACAGACUAAAAAACUACUGGAGUCGGCCAUUAACCAGGGUCAGGAAUCCGUCAUUGAUCCAAGGAAUAAACUGUGAAAGCCAUGUCCAGGACAGAAAAUACAGUAGUGGUCAUGAUGGAAUCUGUACUCACUAAAAGCUGUGUGAAUUUCUUAUCAUAGAGUAUCAAGUAUUUUUAUCACUUUUUGCCAAAAGUUAUAAACAACACAUGCGGGUAAUACAUUUCAUUGCUUAAGGUUUAUGCUUUGAAUCUUAUUUUGCGAGAUUUUUGAGAUGUUUUGAGUUUGGCUUGUUGUCUCUUUGGCUACAAAUUUAGGAUUUUACUCACUCUUUAUUUAUACUCAUCACUUCUAGUCAUUAAUAUCCUAAUUAUCAUAUUUUUAAAACUUAAUUAUACUUUUGUAAAUCUACCAUUAUGAUAUUAAUUUUUUAAAAUCUUUUUUUGCAAUAUUUUGCAUCUGAUUUAUGCAAAGAAUUUGUUGCCUUUGGAUGCUGAAGCAAUAGUUUUUGUAUUUCAGUAUACAAAUUGUACACUGUUAGUGGGCUUUUGAUUCUGUAAUUUUACCUACAUUUUGUAGAGUAUGCAAAUGAAAUGAAUCCAGUAUUAAGGGAGAAAUCCAGCUAAUUUUUGUAAUGGUUGUGCUUAUAUUGAAAUUAGUUGUGCAGUAAAAUAAUUUAUUAUA
Messenger RNA from Saccostrea cuccullata (small rock oyster), 3321 nucleotides. RefSeq names its product serine/threonine-protein kinase TNNI3K-like. Gene Ontology annotation, biological process: protein phosphorylation. The transcript is spliced from 22 exons. Gene Ontology annotation, molecular function: protein kinase activity; protein binding; ATP binding. Bases 197 to 2716 code for a protein of 839 amino acids. Lineage: Eukaryota; Metazoa; Mollusca; Bivalvia; Ostreida; Ostreidae. The record is from RefSeq and is a predicted model, not a curated record.